GAUUAUUAUGGUGCAGCAAAAAGGCUUACUAAAGGCUUCUUACUGUCUGCAGACGUUCUGUGUUUCUAUGUGAAGAUAUCGUCAGCCUAAAAAAACCUUCAGAUUUUCUUUGCUACUGAAAAAAAAGAGCAUUUUUAUGUGUAGAGGUCUCAAAUGUUGUGCUGUGUGUGCUGUAAGUUUUAAAGGAAGUUUUGCAACAAGAAGGGGUGAAGACACGUCAGUAAUUGGUAACAACCAGGUUUUCCCUGGGAGAUGCUCGCAGGCCACUCCAUGAAACUGCAAUUCUGGUGGAAGACAUUGUUCACACUCAGCUGAUAAAUUUGUUGCAGCAAGCAGCUGAAGUUUCUCAGAUGAGAGGAGCUCGAGUCAUCUCUGCUGAAGAUCUCCUGUUCUUAAUGCGCAAAGAUAAGAAGAAGCUUCGAAGGCUACUUAAAUACAUGUUUUUUCGAGACUACAAAUCUAAAAUUGUCAAAGGAAUAGAAGAAGAUGACCUCCUCGAAGACAAAUUCAACAGCAAUAACACCAACAAGCGGCAGAAGCUGGCCCAGGACUUCCUCAACUCCAUUGACCAGACUGGAGAGCUCUUGGCCAUGUUUGAAGAUGAUGAGAUUGAUGAUGUCAAGCAGGAGCGCAUGGAGAGAGCAGAAAGACAAACACGAGCCAUGGACUCAGUCCAGUAUGCAGAAUUCUGUGAAAGUCGGCAAUUGAGUUUUUCAAAGAAAGCAUCCAAGUUCCGUGACUGGCUGGACUGUAGCAGUAUGGAAAUAAAGCCAAAUGCAGUUGCAAUGGAGAUUUUGGCAUAUUUAGCAUAUGAGACUGUGGCCCAGCUGGUGGACUUGGCCCUUUUGGUUAAGCAGGACAUGACUCCCAAAGCUGGUGACCCAUUCAGUCAUGCCAUAUCUGCCACCUUCAUACAGUACCACAACUCUACUGAGCCGCAUCUCUUAGGGCAGUCUACGAGUGUGAAGACCAGUCUUGACUCCCCUGAGAACACACCACCCCCUACACCCACCCCACCAGCAUCAGCAGGGCAGCAACACCUUGGAAAAACCCCCUCAGGAGCCUUGGGGAACGGUGGAAUUGGACAGGACUCCACCAAGUCCAAACAAAGGAAAAGAAAAAAGAGUGCUGCAGCCUGUGGGAUGGAGGCUCAAAGUGAUGCCAUCCAGCCCAGCCACAUCAGAGAGGCCAUUCGACGCUACGGCCACAAGAUUGGCCCCCUUUCCCCAUUCACAUUAGCCUGGAGAGGCAAAGGACAACUGAGCACAAACAGUUUCUUCCUUCCUCAUUCAGCAAGGCGUGGCGAAAGAUCUUGGCUUCUUGACAUCAAUAACUUUGCUUCAACUCAACUUGGAACUGUUUGGGCAGCCUUUCAAAAAUAAAAAGAGUGCCUACCGCAGGAACGGGAUGACUUUUCUCGCCUGCUGAUGUGGAUGUGGCUGCAGCAACAGGAAAGACAGUAUUAUAUUAAGGUGAUUUUCUUUUCCCCUCCAUGGAAGGAAAAAAACACAAGCUCCAAUGUCUCCAUGUACCAGUGAGUGGGCUGGUUUGUUGUGACUAUCUGCUGGCUGUCUCUGUCUCUUUUUCCAGCCCCCUCAAUCGUUAUUCUUGUUUACUAGCUGGAACAUUUAGCUAAUUAAUGGCAGGAUGUUUGGGAUAGGGUGUAGGUGGACAAGAAUGCAGCUCAGACAAUGCUGGAGUUUGCAGGGGACUUUCUGACUGCCAUGUCAUUUUUAUUUAAGUGUCUGGAAGUCUGUAUGUUCUCCAAAAAGUGUUUUUUUGUAAAGCAGGAUGGGGCAGGAAGAAGCCAGAGAUAGACUGGGUUGUGUUGGUUUAUUAGGUUGUAUAAAGGUUAUGUAGUUUUCUUUGCAAUUUUUACAAAAAUAAAAAACUUUUUCACUCUAUUUUCUACUAAUUCCCACUUGUUUCUUUCAAUUAACAUAAGUGUUCACAGAGUAUAAACCAGUUUAAUCCAGUGGGGCAAUUUUGAUGACAGGCAUACCAAGUUUGGAUGCAAAGAUACUCAGGAAAAGUUCAGGUAAACUCAACUUCACCAGUUAGAGACUUGCUUUUUAGCAGGCCCAAAGAUGGGCUAAGUGCUCAUACCCAAAUUUUCAAUAUUGGCAUCUCCUAAGGUUCGAGCUGUCAUUGUCCACUAUCAAGGAAAGCCUUUGCAGUGCCUUGGUACUGGAUUGGGCCCCUAUUUGGAAAAAUACAUUCUAAAGUGUUUCAGUAACUGUGUCUGUCUCGGUGUACCCUUGUAGGCAAGGGCUUAACGUUGUGUACUUGCUCAGCGUUUGCUGCAGGAAGCAGAUGUUGUCCCUCUUGUUGACAAAGGCAGCAUUACUGUUGGAUUUGCUUAAAGAAGAAACCAGCUCUUUUUGCCUUUUUUUUUUUAAUAUAUUUUAGCUAAUGUUGUUUGUUUUCAAUAUAUUUUUUUUUUUUAAUCUCAGUCCCUGCCUCUAUGCUAACUCCCGUCCCUUUGCUCCUCCAGCCUUUGCUGGCCUCACAAACACAUUCAUUUCUUCCCAUAAAAACUUUACAAAUAUAGAGCUGACCACGAUGAUGCUUGAGCAGAGAAAAGGGCUUCUGCUUCAUCCUGUCACCAGGAUCUGCUGGCACAUCCUGCUGGUGUCCCUGUGGUACCCACAGGUCAGGGCUCUUCAGCUGCCCGGAGCUCAGGCUUGGAAUCCAGCUUAAGCCUCUAGUUAAUACAGAAUACUCAAGGGAUCAAGAGGAGAACAGCAAAAUAUUUUAUAUAAUGCAGCCAUCCUCCUCCUUUGUGCUUUGUAUGUGAGGUCUUAAUUUUCACUCCUGCUCUGUGCUCUUGUGGUCAUUCAUAGGUGGUUUUGUUGUCCUGCUCUCCUGGACCUGCUUGCAAAAAUUUCAAAUAUAUGUAUAUUUUUUAAAUAAAUGGAAAAAUGUCUUUUUGCCACCAAAAUAUUGUAAAAGUGAACGUCAUACGUCCAAUAUUGCUGCUGUUCAUAAAUUGCUUUUUUCUUUUAUCUGUUUAUACUUCUGUUUUCUGGAAAUUUUCUGUGUGUAAAGGACUAAAAGCAAUGUGUAAAAUGUAUUAAAUGAGGGAAAGGGGAAGUUUUCUGAUGUUCCAUUUGUGCUUUUUGAAAUAUAUGAUUAAACUUUUCUUUUUAUCAUCA
Molecule: messenger RNA, 3155 nt
Organism: Haemorhous mexicanus (house finch)
Lineage: Eukaryota; Metazoa; Chordata; Aves; Passeriformes; Fringillidae
Gene: SUPT3H
Product: SPT3 homolog, SAGA and STAGA complex component
Exons: 12
Coding region: 351-1382 (343 amino acids)
Biological process (GO): transcription by RNA polymerase II
Molecular function (GO): transcription coactivator activity; protein heterodimerization activity
Source: RefSeq, a predicted model, not a curated record